AUGGAUCUCAUAAACCCCUAUAUGCGUCAUCACAGCUUUGCCACGAGCCAGAGCAGUUCACCGUCGGCCAUGGCUAUGGCGUCUAUGGCAAGUCGCAGUCCACCAACUGGCGCGGCCAGCUUGCAUCAUCACCUACCAAAUGCCGCCGGCUUGACGAACGGUUUCGCCGAAGCGGCCGCCGCUGCGGCAGCUGCGCAUCAUGACUAUCAGAAUUUGGCCGCUGCAGCAGCGAGUCGCGAUCAUUUACUCGACUAUCAUAAUGCGGCGGCUGCGGCCGCUUAUGCCGCCAACAAUAAUAAUCUUGCCAGCCCACUUAUGCUGCUGAAAGCGCCGUCGAAGCAACUGCAGCACAGCCACGAGACCGGUGGCACAAAGUCAACGCGUUCGGCUGAGGAUUCCUCCACACCGCCGCCUUUACUGUCGGCGGGUAGCGUUGGUGGCGCCGGUGCUGAUCACUCCUCCGUCGCUUCAUCGUCCCGCCUGCAAUCCGAAUCGCCCGAUAAUUGCGCCAACUCGCUGCAUCAACGCAAUCGCUAUGACAAUAACUCCAGUCCCGGCGUGGAUAGCUCCAAAUCGUAUCCGGUGAGUCAGCGUAGCGGCAGUGCUGGCGAUGAGGCGGGCAAUAAUAGCGAGUCGAGUCCGCCACCGCCGGACUACAGUCCGGAGAAUCUCUCCGCCAAUCGCGCCAAAUAUGCCAAUGCAUUGCAAGCGCAUCACAACAACAAUAAUAAUAACAAUAAUAACAACAUAAGCGGUAUGCAUCCAUUGGGUGUGCAUCACAAUAACAAUAACAAUAUGCUGGAACACAAAUUACCAUUGAGCUUUCUGGGGCCACCGCUGGCGGCGCUACACUCAAUGACCGAAAUGAAGACUGGCGGCGGUGCGGCGAGCAUGAUGAACGGCUAUGCGAAUAAUCAGCAGACGCAGCACUUGAUCGGUGAUGGUCGCGCUGGUGUCGUGGGCAGCGGUAUAUCCGGUUCCAUGACGACCACAACAACAACACAUACACAAGGUGCGGCUAAUCCGCACGGCAUCGAUACGAUAUUGUCGAAACCGCCGCCGGUUACAUCGGCGGGUCUAAGUGCUUUAACGGGAGGUGGCAUACCGCGUUUCUCCAUUGCCGCCGCCGCCGCUGGUAUGGCCCAAUACUUAUCGCAAAGUCAAGGUGGACCCUUGAAGACGCAUGCUGGCCAUAUUGUGGAAAGAACGCAUCUGUAUUGGCCCGGUCUGCAAGGUUUGGUCGCAAACCCAAUAGCGUGGCGUGAAAGACUGUCGAAUACGAUGUCGGCGAGUCUCUCACAGGCGCAUCAACACCAUCAAAGCAACGACAAGGAUGGCAAGAAGAAGCACACCCGCCCAACAUUCAGUGGUCAGCAAAUUUUCGCGCUGGAAAAGACAUUCGAACAGACCAAAUAUCUGGCCGGACCAGAACGGGCGAAACUCGCCUAUGCCUUAGGGAUGACCGAAUCGCAAGUGAAGGUUUGGUUCCAGAAUCGGCGCACCAAAUGGCGCAAGAAACAUGCUGCGGAAAUGGCCACCGCCAAGCGGAAACAGGAUAUUAUGGGCGGUGGCGAGCCCGAUGGCGACUGCAGCGAGACAAUGGACAGCGACAACGAGAGCUUGGACAUGGGCGAGAAUCCGGCGCAGAGUAAACGUUGUCGCAUGGGUGAUAAUUACCGUUAAAUGCGGCAGCGGGGAAGACUUCCAAGUGUUGCUGCGGCACUUUUGGUAAACAGCACCGCACGUGGAAGGCCACUCCACUAAUAUAUAAAUAAAUUAGAUAUAACACUGUAAUAGUUAAUGAAAAAACGGUUUAAUUAUUUUCCUAACGUUUACUUAACGGCGCCAAAUGGUGAUAGCAGCAAAUC
This is a messenger RNA of Bactrocera tryoni, 1868 nucleotides long. RefSeq names its product homeotic protein Sex combs reduced (gene HGTX). Bases 1 to 1683 code for a protein of 560 amino acids. Gene Ontology annotation, biological process: cell differentiation; regulation of transcription by RNA polymerase II. Gene Ontology annotation, molecular function: RNA polymerase II cis-regulatory region sequence-specific DNA binding; DNA-binding transcription factor activity, RNA polymerase II-specific. The record is from RefSeq and is a predicted model, not a curated record. The transcript has 4 exons. NCBI's taxonomy places the organism in Eukaryota, Metazoa, Arthropoda, Insecta, Diptera, Tephritidae. Gene Ontology annotation, cellular component: nucleus.